Molecule: messenger RNA, 1341 nt
Organism: Penicillium macrosclerotiorum
Lineage: Eukaryota; Fungi; Ascomycota; Eurotiomycetes; Eurotiales; Aspergillaceae
Product: F-box domain and ankyrin repeat protein
Exons: 1
Coding region: 1-1341 (446 amino acids)
Molecular function (GO): protein binding
Source: RefSeq, a predicted model, not a curated record
AUGCUCAACAUUACCUCAGCCAUGGAGUCCUCGGUUCUCUCCCUCACUCAGUCAGCCCAGUCCCAUAACCCACCGGAAGAAACCCUCUUUAAUCUCAGCGGUCUGCCCCCCGAGUUGAUCCUAGAGAUCGCAAAGAACCUAGAUGAUCGAUCCCUGGCCAACAUGGUCCAGUCGUGCCGUGAUUUCCAGUGGCUCUUAACCCUUGACCUCCAAAAACGGGCCCGGCUUGCCGCUCUCGCCCCGCGAGAUCUCUACGAAGAGAAUUAUGUUUACAACGACGACGACCACCCCGGUAUUGACGAGCCGGUCUUGCGUCUCGGACGCACGAUCAGCGUCCCGAGGCGAGGCUUCGGCCCGUUGGCAACUGAGCUCCUCGGACGAGGUAUCGUUUUCCGUAACCUGCACACCGUACGGUUCUUUCUGCAGAGUGGUAUCAGCGCAAACGCAUACACAGUCUGUGGAAUGCGCAUGCUAACCCUAGCCGUUGAAAGCUCCUACAUGCCGAUGAUCGAUCUCCUUCUGGAGUUCAAAGCCGAUGCAUCCCUCCUAGACCUAAUUGUCCAGCGGAAUCCUCUUGCCCAUGCGGCCGCGGCCGGCAACGACGAGUGCGUGCAACGCUUUAUCCGGGCAGGAGCAGACGUGAACCAUCGGGCUGUGAUGCAGUUGAUGGCGAGGUUCUGCACCCUCCAGACCUUAGCCAUGGCUGCGACCACAGGAGCUGAUUUCGCCUCCGCCAGAUGUCUAGAGCACGACGUGUGCGGGAUGACCAUAUUGCACAAUGUCGUUGAACGCAGGGACCCGCAGGUCCUGGCGUGGAUCAUGCCUCGCUUGCCAACUGGCUUGAUCAAUUCCCUCAAUAGCUUGGGCCACACAGCUCUCCACAUGGCUGUUCUCUCCCAGACGCCCCAGCUUCUCGUAGCCCCGUUCCUCUGCAGCCAAGACGUUGACCUCAAUAUCCAGGAUGUCACCGGGUACACCGCCCUCCACCGAGCGAUCGAAAGAGGCCAUUUCGACACGGCCCAGUUGCUGCUCCAGAAAGGCGCCCGCGUCAAUCUGACCACCAGUGAUGGCGAGACUGAGCUGCACUUGGCGGUUGUAAUGGGCGACUAUGACAUCGUGCGUUCCUUGCUCCAGCGUGGCGCCGAUAUCAAUGCCUUUCGCCCCGUUACCGGAACCCCUUUGCACUAUGCAAUGCAGCGGCGCAACACGAUACUUAUCGCCAUUCUUCUUCGCGAAUCCUUGAUGGCGCCUAAUUUAGGCCUGAGGGAUAUGCAUGGCCGUACUACGCAUCAGCUAGCACUGACUUAUCAACAGCCGGAUCUACUCUCCCUUUUCUUCUGA